Molecule: messenger RNA, 892 nt
Organism: Hypanus sabinus (Atlantic stingray)
Lineage: Eukaryota; Metazoa; Chordata; Chondrichthyes; Myliobatiformes; Dasyatidae
Product: protein crumbs homolog 3-like
Exons: 3
Coding region: 289-645 (118 amino acids)
Source: RefSeq, a predicted model, not a curated record
UCUGACAGAAGUUACUGGUUUUCAAAAGGUAGAGGCAGAAAUUACAUGGAAACUGGAAGCUGGGUCAAAUACAGAAAGAAGGGAUAUUUUUGAAAUCAGACUCAACAUCCUAUUAUUUUGAAAAUCAAGCACACAGCAUAAGAACCAAGGAUCAGUAAGCUGUAAGAGGAAAGGCAACUCGUAGUGCUGUUUUGCAAGGUUCUUAAGUUCCUGCAACUGAUCACUUCAGAAUUAAAACACUUAAAAUUUGGAAGUGGUUUUCAAGCGACACAGCUAUGGACUCGUAGAAUGGAAGAACAACUGCUGCCUAUCCUUGGCUGGCUGCUGACCACAAUACUUUUUCUAAAGGAAGGAGUUUUUCUCACACAAGCAGUGAAUGUUACAGAUUCUACACCAUCAAGGAAGCCUGAUAACUCAUCAUCUACAACUUCGCCACCUAGCCAAGUAAACAUAGCAGCCAUUGUGGCUCCAUGUGUCAUUGUUGGGGUGAUAGUUCUUGCUGCCAUUCUGACUUUUCUAAUCCUAAGACUGCGUGAGAAACGCAAGACUGAAGGGAACUACAGCCCAAGCAACCAGGAACAAACAGGAGCUCAAAUGGAAAUGAACAAUGCUCUUAAACUACCACCAGAAGAGCGCCUGAUUUGAUGUGUUGAAGCUUUGGGAUACAAUCUUGGGGGUUAAUGGUGGACGAUGUCAACACACCCCAGGUAUUCCCUAUGCUACUCAACGAUUGGAGAUAAAAAAAAUCUGUCACAAAGCUGUGGAACUCAAAGAGUGUGUGUGUGCGCGUGCAUUAUUUCUUCAAAACAAGGCAGCUUCACAGCUAAUCCAGUGUGAGUUAUCCCUAAAUGUUUAAUUGUUUUCGCUCUUGUCAGCAGGAAGCUUGGACGUC